AUGCAUAAUAUACAGCAAAUACCUGAAUCCAAAAGAUAUGAACCAGCAAAAUACGAUUAUAAAAAAUCGUCUUAUGCAUGGAUAUUUGAUGUACUACAAUCCCUAAGAAAAGAUGAGACUUUUUGUGAUAUUAAACUUGAAACAGACGAUAAACAAUUAAUAUUCGCACAUAAAGUAGUUUUAGCAUCGGUAAGCUCAUAUUUCCAUGAAAUGUUCACACAUUUUGUAGAAAAGAAUCAUGAUCUUGUAGUCAUGCAUCAAUUAGAUUUAACUGCUUUAAAGCUGUUAGUGAAUUUCAUUUAUUCUGGAGAAAUUAGGGUCACUGAAAAUAACGUCGAAGUUUUGUUACCAGCUGCAAAUCUCUUGCAGUUACAAGAAGUAAAAGAGGUAUGUUGUGGUUUUUUACAGUCACAACUAUGCCCUACAAAUUGUAUUGGUAUAAACGCAAUAGAUGAUUUGCAUAGCUGUACGACAUUGUUAACAAGUUCAAAAUUAUAUAUUCUACUACACUUUUCAGAAGUUGAUGGUGGAGACGAAUUCCUUUCCUUAUCAUCUGAUCAAGUGGUUAAGUUGACCUCCAAUGAUGAACUUAUAGUUCCAUCUGAAGAAAAAAUAGGCAAACUAAAAUUGAUAAUUAUUAUAUUCAAGUAUUGGGGAUGA
This is a messenger RNA of Myzus persicae (green peach aphid), 660 nucleotides long. Its product is annotated as kelch-like protein 2. Lineage: Eukaryota; Metazoa; Arthropoda; Insecta; Hemiptera; Aphididae. Bases 1 to 660 code for a protein of 219 amino acids. Gene Ontology annotation, molecular function: protein binding. The transcript is spliced from 4 exons. The record is from RefSeq and is a predicted model, not a curated record.